Molecule: messenger RNA, 624 nt
Organism: Lactuca saligna
Lineage: Eukaryota; Viridiplantae; Streptophyta; Magnoliopsida; Asterales; Asteraceae
Source: the annotation of a GenBank genome assembly
AUGGAAAUUACUCCCCAAGAUUCAACAACAAAGAGAAAACAUGUUCAUUCCGCUGCUAUGGGAUACAACGAGGAGGCUGAGGAUGAAUAUUAUCUGAAAAAGAUCCAGGAAUUAGUAAACGAAAAGAUGAAGUUGUUAGCAGAGCAACAAGUUAAAGAAGAAUCAAAGCUCAAACCUCCCACUGAGAUGAUAAACAGUAAGCCGAUGGUGAUCAGCAAGCGGAGGUUGGAAGAGUUCAUCACGAAUGAGAUGAAUGGCAAAGAUUUGAAACUCGUGCUCAAGAAAAUACUGUAUGAAAGUGAUCUGAGAAAAAACCAGAACAGGUUGAGUAUGCCGAUGAAUCAACUUGAGAAAAAUAUUGAGUUCUUGAAUGAAAACGAGAAGCAAGAUCUGGAGAAUGGAAAGGAGUUGGAGGUGGGAUUAUUGGUGCCAAGAUUGAUAUUGCAUAAGAAACCGAUGAUGAUGAAGAUGUGGAGAUUGAAAAGCACAAGCAGUUAUGUGUUGAAGACUAAUUGGAAUGAGUUUGUGGAAGAAAACAAGAAGGAUUUGAAGCCACAUUCAGAGAUUCAGGUGUGGUCUUUUCGUAAAGACAACCAGCUGUUCUUUGCUCUUUUAUGCGUAUAG